CAAGGCUCCUUUCCAGCGUCACAGCAACGCAACACGUUGUCUCCCUCAACUCUAAUAUCAAACACAAGUGUCUCACGAAAUCAGCGUCCACGUUAAAUGCUCAGACGCCAUUCCCUCCCUAUAUAAACAAACAAAACGCGAAUUUUUCAAAUGUCACCGUUUCAGUAUCGCUGUCGCUUUCUCUAGAACAAAAGACUGCUUCAAGCUUAACUAAAGUCGGCAAACACGACCUGAACUCGCUCGCUCUCUCAGAAGAUUGUGGAGGGUCUUAUUGCCUAGAAAAGAGACAUUUGUGGAAGAUCUUUAUGGAUAAUGGAGAACAAGUCGGGUGAAGUUUCACAUGUAGGUAAGCUGAAACUAUCUUGGUGGAAGAUGUACCAAAGAUAGGAAGUGAAGUUUACUGAUUCAACGAGUGUUAGGGGGUAAUGUAAAAGGAAGAUAGGAUAAGCAGAGAAAGCUACUGAGUGAAUGAUGGAUGACUUGGAGAUGGGAGAUCGGACAAUCAAGAUUAAGAGUGAUGUGAAGAAAAGAAAGAAUUCCUUUGUGUGAAUUUCCUUGCUAUCAUUGAAGAAGAUGCAUAUGAUAACAGCAAAAUGAAGGAAGCAACGGAGUCCCACCAUACUGACACAAAGGAAGUUGCAGGACCAGUUCCUAGUUCUCCAGGAGAUCGCAAACGCAUUAACAUGGUUGAGGGGAAGGAUGAGAAAAUAGUUUCCCAAAAUGUACCUGUUGAUGGGGCCACAUCUGGGGAAGUAAAUAUGGAGGCUUCCAUAACUACUGAUGAUGUCAUACGGGCUGGAGGUUUUGGAGCUAGAGAUGAUAUAAGUAGCUUUCUUCCUGUUGCAAGUGAUUCAACAGACUUUGAAGCAACUAUUCGUGAUGCCAGAAACUAUGAAGAGCCACAGGGAGAAAUAUGCAGACAUGGUCUUGGCUGGAAGGAACCAGCAGAUGGAAAAUAACUUGUUUUCAUUCUUAAUGUCGUGAGUUCUUACCGGUCAACUUUUUCUGGCAUUAUUUAGCUUUUAAGAUCUUGUGCUUUGCACAUCAUGUUACUAUAUGGUUUGGCUUCAUUGUCACAACGUCACUGUUUUGGUUUUGCAAUAUCCCGUACUGUUAAGAAUCAAAUAGUUGUCUUCCCCUUAUCCAUUGAAAUGACAGAAAUUAGAUAACAUAUAUCUUUCUGUAUGGCUUGCUUAA
Manihot esculenta (cassava) is the source of this 1197-nucleotide messenger RNA. RefSeq lists its product as uncharacterized. Bases 594 to 959 code for a protein of 121 amino acids. The record is from RefSeq and is a predicted model, not a curated record. NCBI's taxonomy places the organism in Eukaryota, Viridiplantae, Streptophyta, Magnoliopsida, Malpighiales, Euphorbiaceae. The transcript is spliced from 5 exons.